UUAUUAAUAGGCUAUCUAGUUAUUAAUAGUUAUUAAUAAUAAAAUGGCUACCGCCAGUACUCAUAAAUCUCAUAUUCCUACACCAUCUCUGGACUCUCCUGCCUUUGUGUCGACCAGGAGACAUCAGAUUUUACGUCCACUUUUAUUUCCAGAGUCCCAAAGUACAGAUUUGUCUUGUUUUUAUGAGGAGAAGAAGGAUUUACCCAUUCCUUGUCUGUUGUGUGAGAUGGAAUUUAUUGAUUCUGAUCCAUCGAUUAUCAGUGAGAGCAGUACUAGUAAAACUAAAAAAGAGAAAGAUUCAGCACGACAGAGAUUCCUCUAUCACAUGCUGACAAAGCACAAUAUUGUGAUACACGGAACAGAAAAUAUUACAAGUUUUAAAUGUUAUGCCAAAUAUUGGAAGGAAAGGCUACUCUCCCUUCCUCAUGAGCGAUUAUCUGACAUCUUCCCAGUUAUCCAGACUAACCCCGAAACAAGAAAUGAUCUUCCAGAGAGAUACUUUCUGUUCAAUGACUCUGUUCCUGAAGACAAGGACUUGAGAGAAUUUUUAAGAAUGAAAAGAUUAGAGGCUUUGCUGGAAUUACAACAUUUUGAGAGAACAGACAAUAAUUUUAAGCGACUCUGUUUAUUUUGUCAUGAGACUUUCACGGGGAACAGAUCUGUACUAUUGGAACACUUGUUUGAAUCCCAUAGCUUCAGGAUUGGAAAACCAGACAAUAUUGUUAUGAUAGACAAAUUUCUCGAUUCCUUACAAGAAAAGCUUGAAAAUCUUCAGUGCCUUUACUGUGAGAGGAUGUUCAGGGACUAUGGUACACUCCGUGAUCACAUGAGAAAGAAAUAUCACAAGAAAAUAAACCCAAAGAAUAAAGCAUACGACAAGUUUUACAUGAUAAAUUAUUUAGAAGAAGGUAAAUCAUGGGAGGAUAUAAGCAAAGAGACUGAUCAGUUACAAGAAGAUAACGAGGAGGAAACUGAAGAAGAGGAUAGCGAAAAUUGGAGUGACUGGGCAGAGCUAAUGUCUUCGAGUAUAACUUGUUUAUUUUGCUCUCACACUUCCUCUUCACUUGAUGACAUAAACAGGCACAUGACUGAUAGACAUGAUUUCAAUCUUGAAGAGGUCACACGUGAAAGAGAUUACUACUCAAGAGUGAAAAUAAUCAAUUACAUCAGGAGACAGGUAUACAAUGGCAUAUGUAUUCAUUGCUGCUCUCGAUACGAAGAUGUUAUUGAUCACAUGAAUGACUGUAAUCAUUUUCGGCUGCCAGAUGACAGGAAUGUAUGGGACCAAUCCCAAUAUUUCUUUCCGACUUACGAGAACGACCAGUUACUCUGCGUCAUUGAAGACGAAACAACUGUUAGUUAAUAAAAUUAUCAAAACAGGCAGAUUCAUGGACAAUAAUAAUUGAAAAUAAAUAAUUACAAUAAUAA
Amphimedon queenslandica is the source of this 1428-nucleotide messenger RNA. Its product is annotated as zinc finger protein 277-like. NCBI's taxonomy places the organism in Eukaryota, Metazoa, Porifera, Demospongiae, Haplosclerida, Niphatidae. The transcript has 11 exons. The record is from RefSeq and is a predicted model, not a curated record. Bases 44 to 1363 code for a protein of 439 amino acids.